This is a messenger RNA of Hibiscus syriacus, 1434 nucleotides long. Its product is annotated as protein BTR1-like. The record is from RefSeq and is a predicted model, not a curated record. The transcript has 9 exons. Gene Ontology annotation, molecular function: mRNA binding. Gene Ontology annotation, cellular component: cytoplasm; cytosol. NCBI's taxonomy places the organism in Eukaryota, Viridiplantae, Streptophyta, Magnoliopsida, Malvales, Malvaceae. Gene Ontology annotation, biological process: regulation of gene expression. Bases 166 to 1104 code for a protein of 312 amino acids.
UUUCACGCUUUAAAUGAAAUUAAAUAAAACUCUAGGAUGAGCCACGAGCUUAAGCCAGCCAGCGAUGUUUAGAUAACGAAAAUAUCAGAAACCUUGAGCUCAGACCAAAGAAGAAGAAAGCUGCCAACACAAAGAGAGAAAAAAAAAACUAAAUUAAAGAGAGAAAUGGAGUCGACGGAGUCGUCUUACUUGUCAUCCCCAGAGGUGACGAGGAAUAGAUCUCCGCCGCCUAAAUCGCCGACUUCUGAGAAUGCAGAGAAGCCUACUUAUAUCAGGUUUCUUGUAUCCAAUGAUUCAGCUGGUUCUGUAAUUGGAAAGGCUGGUUCAACGAUUACAGAAUUUCAGUCAAAAUCAGGAGCUCGAAUUCAGUUGUCACGCAGUCAUGAGUUUUUUCCAGGACCAUCUGACAGGAUCAUUAUGGUUUCUGGAGCAAUUGAUGAUAUACUCAAAGCCAUGGAACUUAUCCUUGUGAAAUUAUUGAAUGAGCUUAAUAUCAAUGAUAAUGAUGAUGCUGAACCUAGAACAAAAGUGAGGCUAAUUUUUUCCAAUAACUCUUGUGGCAGCAUAAUUGGGAAAGGAGGGGCUACCAUAAAGUCAUUUAUUGAUGGCUCCCAAGCUGGCAUUAAGAUAUCUCCACAGGAUAAUAAUUUUUAUGGCUUGAAUGAUAGGCUAAUAACAGUAACUGGCACUCUAGAUGAGCAGUUGAGAGCUACUGAUUUGAUUCUUUCAAAGCUUUGUGAAGACCCCCAUUAUUCACAAGCUAUGCAUGCCCCAUUUUCAUGCGCAGCGACUUAUAAUUCAAUAAACUAUGCACCAAAUGGAGCUGGAGUGAAGUUUCCUAAUCACAAGGAGGAUCAUAGCAACUCCGUUACGAUUGGUGUUUCUGAUGAGCAUAUUGGAUUGGUUCUAGGUCGUGCUGGAAGGAGUAUCAUGGAAAUUAGUCAGGUAAGUGGUGCCAGGAUAAAAAUAUCGGAUAGAGGCAAUUUCAUGUCUGGAACAACCGACAGGAAAGUCACAAUCACGGGAUCACAAAGAGCAAUUCGUCAAGCUGAGUCCAUGAUAAUGCAGAAGGUAGCAAACGCCACUGAGAGGGCGAUGGAUUAGUCUUCUGGUUAUCAAAAGGUUCAAAACCAUUUUCGUUGAGUCAUUUCAUGGAACCGCUCACGAAUUCCUCACAUAGUUUGGUUCAAGUUGUUGACAAAGCUAUAGGAGAAUGGAGGUAGAAGCAAGAACGGGGAAAUUUUAUAUAGCAGAGAUCUUUUUAGGUGUUUUCCGAAACAUACAAUCUAAUUUUAUUGGUUGGGAAAAACGGAUGUUAGAAUAGGCUAUCAUUUGCGUAACUGAGAAUUCAGAGUAGCAUAAUUUUCCUUUGGCUAUAUAAUUGUAACAGCUCGCAGUUGUUUACUUCUAUUGGAUUUUGAGAAGAUACUUUUU